Dama dama (fallow deer) is the source of this 1289-nucleotide messenger RNA. RefSeq names its product L-threonine 3-dehydrogenase, mitochondrial. The record is from RefSeq and is a predicted model, not a curated record. Gene Ontology annotation, molecular function: L-threonine 3-dehydrogenase activity. Gene Ontology annotation, biological process: L-threonine catabolic process. The transcript has 9 exons. NCBI's taxonomy places the organism in Eukaryota, Metazoa, Chordata, Mammalia, Artiodactyla, Cervidae. Bases 114 to 1235 code for a protein of 373 amino acids.
AGGGCCAGCUGGGCUUUCUGCUCUGCGCGCUGUCUCCGUGCCACGUGCGUCUCCAGCGCCGCAGCGGCGCAGCAUCUCUGGGCGGCUGCCUCGGAAGGUGUGUCUCAGAGACCAUGCCAGUUGUUCGGAUGUUGCGGCAGGUUGCCUGCUGGAUGCUGCAGAACCCGGCCUGUGGCUGCCGGGCUCCUGUCCUGCCCAGUCGGUUUCUGGGCACCUCCCCUCGGCAGAUUCCAAUGGAUGCCAACUUCCACUCCACUUCAUUCUUGGAAGCAGACCAGCAGCGUGUCUUAAUUACAGGGGGUCUUGGCCAGCUUGGAGUGGGGCUUGCUAACUUUCUGAGGAAACGAUUCGGGAAGGACAAUGUGAUUCUGUCUGACAUUCGGAAGCCCCCGGAACACGUCUUCCUUAGUGGCCCAUUUAUUUAUUCUGACAUCCUGGAUUACAAGAAUCUUCGGGAGAUUGUGGUGAACAACCGCAUCACCUGGCUGUUUCAUUACAGCGCCCUGCUCAGCGCAGUGGGAGAAGCAAACGUGUCCCUGGCCAGAGCCGUGAACAUCACUGGACUGCACAAUGUCCUGGACGUUGCCGCAGAGCACGGUCUGCGAUUGUUUGUGCCAAGCACCAUCGGGGCGUUCGGACCUACUUCUCCACGGAACCCAACCCCCGACCUCUGCAUCCAGAGACCCAGGACCAUCUAUGGGGUGUCCAAGGUCCACGCUGAGCUCAUGGGCGAGUAUUAUUAUUACCGGUAUGGAUUAGAUUUCCGAUGCCUGAGAUAUCCUGGAAUCAUUUCUGCUGACUCCCAGCCUGGAGGAGGAACAACUGACUAUGCAGUCCAGAUUUUCCAUGAAGCGGUCAAGAAUGGCAGAUUUGAGUGCAACCUGAAACCCGACACCAGGCUCCCAAUGAUGUACAUUGACGACUGCCUCCGGGCCACGCUGGAGGUCAUGGAGGCCCCAGCAGAGUCCCUGUCCAUGAGAACCUACAACAUCAACGCCAUGAGCUUCACCCCCGCAGAGUUGGCCCAGGAGGUGCUCAAGCAUGUGCCAGAAUUCCAGGUCACCUACAGCGUGGACCCUGUCCGACAGGCCAUAGCGGAUAGUUGGCCAAUGAACUUUGAUGAUAGCAACGCUCGGAAGGACUGGGGAUGGAAGCACGAUAUUGACCUCCCAGAGCUGGUGACGACAAUGUUGAACUUCCACGGUUCUGAGAACAGAGUUGCCCAGGCUAACUGAAGGGGCCGGAGGAAGAGCUCGUGAGUCCUGGGUGGCUGUCCAGGGAAAGCCAUA